Folsomia candida is the source of this 407-nucleotide messenger RNA. RefSeq lists its product as uncharacterized. The record is from RefSeq and is a predicted model, not a curated record. The transcript has 2 exons. NCBI's taxonomy places the organism in Eukaryota, Metazoa, Arthropoda, Collembola, Entomobryomorpha, Isotomidae. The coding region runs from base 32 to 385 and encodes 117 amino acids.
UUUUAGCAUUUCUAAUUUCAUUAUUUAAAAUAUGGACAAAAACAUGAUUUUAUUUGUCACCGAAAUUAUCUGCUUGGCCGCAAUUGGCUCCGCAUUCGGGCAAGGACUUGGUGUGCCUGAGCCACCAGCCAAGGGAACUGGGAUGGGGGAGGAAACUUGCAAAUUGCAAAUUAAUUUGGCCAGUGGGAAUAACGUCUUAUCGGCAGAUGGCGCCUGCUACACGGACAAAGUUCCGGAUCGCGUCUGUUGCAAGAAUCUGAGCGUCUUGGGUGUCAGUGGGACUGGGGCGGUGACGAUUGACCAAUCCUGUCCGGGGGUGCAGCAUUGUUGUAUUGUGAAAGCACUGGUCGAAGGGAUCACUGGAACGGUUAAUGUUCAAUGCUGAAUAGCUGGGAUGGAAUCGUAGA